Colletotrichum graminicola M1.001 is the source of this 1203-nucleotide messenger RNA. RefSeq lists its product as uncharacterized. Lineage: Eukaryota; Fungi; Ascomycota; Sordariomycetes; Glomerellales; Glomerellaceae. The coding region runs from base 1 to 1203 and encodes 400 amino acids. The record is from RefSeq and is a predicted model, not a curated record. The transcript has 3 exons.
AUGCAGUUCACAACCGCUCUCUUGGCUCUUGCCGCCACCGCCCUCGCUACCGAGGACCAUGACCACGGCAAAGGCAAGACCAAGACCAUCGUGACGGAAGUCUUGACCACCUACACCACCGUUUGCCCUGUUACCGUCACCAAGCCCGGCCACGGCACCACCCAUUACGAGAUCGUCACUACGACCUCCACAGUAGUUGAGAAGGUCCCAACCACCGUUUACGAGAUUCUACCUGGACACACCGACUACGUCACGAAGACUGAAGUUGACUACACCACAUACACGAGCCUAUGCCCUGUUACGGAGACCGUGACCGGCGAUGGGCACACCUACACCAAGACCUACACAACGAUCAGCACGAUCAUUGAGAAGGUCCCCACCAAGGUCUGGGAGAUCGUCCCGGGCCCGACGGUGAUUGAGAAGACCAAGGAGAUCGAUUACACGACCAUCACCAAGCUCAUCCCUCAUACCAAGACUUUGACCCAGGACGGCCACACCAUCACCCAGACGUACACCGAGACCCAGACAGUGGUCACAAAGGUGCCGACCAAGGUCUGGGAGACCAUCAAUCUCCCCGACGUUACCAAGACUGAGAAGGAUGUCGAGUACACGACCCUGACCAGCCUCUGUCCUGUCACCGAAACCAAGACUGUCGGCGGAGAGACGGUCGUCGUCACAUGGACCUCCACGUCAACCAUAGUGACACAGGUUCCUACCAAGGUCGACGUGUACACCACUGUCAAGACCACCCAGCAACUCUCCACGGAGGUAUACGAGACUGUUACGAAGCCGGUCACCACAUACCAGACGAUCGAGCACGGCGAGACUCACUGGGUGACGGCUACCGGAACCAAGACCGUCACCAUUGAGAAGGUACACACCAUCACUGAAGUCCUGGUCGAGACCAAGACGAAGCACGUCGAGGUCACCCAGGCGGUCACCGUCGGGGGCGAGGACGUCGUGACCCAGAAGUCCUGGGUCUACCUCACCGUUUCUGGCACAGUUUACGCUACACAGACAAGAGCACCCGACACCGUCGUCGUGCCCACUACGAGUGCGGUGACGGUUCCUGUUACCACUGUGUCGACCGCUGUUGUCGCAAGUACCGCUCCAGUGGUCGUCCCGCCCAAUGCCGCGGACGCCCGCAAGGCGCCGGCCGCUGCCGUCUUUGCCGGUAUAUUGGGUGUUGUUGCGCUCCUCUAA